Messenger RNA from Fusarium subglutinans, 1590 nucleotides. RefSeq names its product Concanavalin A-like lectin glucanases superfamily. The transcript is spliced from 2 exons. Gene Ontology annotation, molecular function: alpha-L-arabinofuranosidase activity. NCBI's taxonomy places the organism in Eukaryota, Fungi, Ascomycota, Sordariomycetes, Hypocreales, Nectriaceae. Bases 1 to 1590 code for a protein of 529 amino acids. The record is from RefSeq and is a predicted model, not a curated record. Gene Ontology annotation, biological process: arabinan metabolic process; L-arabinose metabolic process; pectin catabolic process.
AUGCGCUCCAAUCGUGGCUCGAUCGAGUGCCGUAUUUUCCAGAUGAUUUGCAAUAAAUGCCGACUUCCCCAGGUUAUCAACAACGCGCCCCAAUCAGCUACUAGCAAGUCAGCUAUUGGUUCACAUGCCCUUUCGGGGCCAUGCGAUAUCUAUGCUGCCGGGGGAACUCCUUGUGUUGCGGCAUUCGGAACCACGAGAGCAUUAUACGGGUCAUACAGUGGCCCGCUCUAUCAACUCCAACGAAGUUCUGACGGCCAAACUACCGACAUUGCCCCUACAAGUCCCGGUGGUGUGGCAGACGUCUCGGUGCAGGAUACGUUCUGUGCCAACACCACUUGUGCCAUACCCAUCAUUUACGAUCAGUCUGGCAAGGGGAACCAUCUUACCAGGGCACCUCCAGGCGGUGGCUCUAAGGGCCCUGCCCCUGGACAGUAUGAUGAUAUUGCGGCCGCUUAUGGUGCUCCGGUGCUCGUAAACGGACAAAAGACAUACGGUAUCUUCGUACACUCUACGGUUGGUUACAGAAAUGAUAAGACCACUGGCGUUGCUGUUAAAAAUGAGGCAGAGGGUAUGUAUGCAAUCUUUGAUGGGACCCAUUACAAUGGCAACUGUUGCUUCGAUUUUGGCAAUGCGGAAACUACGAACCAUGCCGACGAUAACGGAUCGAUGGAGGCCAUCUAUUUCGGUGAUGACACUAUGUGGGGUUCUGGUGCUGGUUCUGGCCCCUGGAUUAUGGCUGAUAUGGAGAAUGGCCUGUUUUCGGGCCAAGGAUCUGGCUAUAACCCAGGCGACCCAUCCAUCGAGUCACGAUUUGUGACAGCCUUUCUCAAAGGCGACUCCACUAACUUGUGGUCUCUUCGCGGUGGCAAUGAAACGGCAAAAUCUCUAUCUACCUACUACAGCGGGCCUCGCCCUGACGGGUACUAUCCCAUGGACAAACAGGGCGCAAUCGUUCUUGGUAUCGGCGGAGAUAACGGUAACUUGGACCAGGGGACUUGGUAUGAAGGGGUUCUUACAUCAGGCUAUCCAUCUGAUAAGACUGAAGAUGCAGUCCAGGCCAACAUUGCGCAGGCUGGAUUCACCGCAACGUCCCUGGCAAAUGGCCCACCACUUAAGGUUGGGUCUACGAUCACGAUCAAGGCAACAACCCCUGGUUUCACAAACAGAUAUCUAGCCCACGAUGGCUCCACCGUCAACACGCAAGUUAUCUCCUCCUCUAGCGAUACAUCCACAAAGCAGAAGGGUAGCUGGGUUGUACGACAAGGUCUUGUUGCCUCCGCUCUGGGCUGUCUGUCUCUAGAGUCCGUCGAUACUCCAGGUUCUUUCAUUCGCCAUAGUGGCUUCAAACUAUAUAUCAACGCCAACGAUGGAAGUAAGCAAUUUUCAGAAGAUGCGACUUGGUGCCCGCAGCAGAGCUUUGAUAGCACAGGGUCUAACGCUCUGCGAUCGUGGAGCUAUCCUACUCGAUACUUUCGCCACUAUGACAAUACUGGCUAUGCGGCGACGGAUGGUGGAUGGGAGGACUUUGAUACUAGUACUGACUUUACCGAAGAUGCUAGCUGGCUCAUAAGUAGCUCGUUUCAGAAUUAA